Melopsittacus undulatus (budgerigar) is the source of this 366-nucleotide messenger RNA. Its product is annotated as feather keratin 1-like. The record is from RefSeq and is a predicted model, not a curated record. NCBI's taxonomy places the organism in Eukaryota, Metazoa, Chordata, Aves, Psittaciformes, Psittaculidae. The coding region runs from base 52 to 366 and encodes 104 amino acids. The transcript has 2 exons. Gene Ontology annotation, molecular function: structural constituent of cytoskeleton. Gene Ontology annotation, cellular component: intermediate filament.
UGCUGACACCUUCUCCUGCGCGCUCAACAAGGGCCCCUCCACACCACACACAUGGCCUGCUACAACCUCUGCCGCCCCUGCGGACCCACCCCGCUGGCCAACAGCUGCAACGAGCCCUGUGUCAGGCAGUGUGAGGACUCCCGCGUCGUCAUCCAGCCUUCCACCGUGCUGGUCACCCUGCCAGGACCCAUCCUCAGCUCCUUCCCCCAGAGCACCGCCGUCGGAUCCUCCUCAUCCGCUGCCGUGGGCAACGUCCUGGGUGCCCAGGGAGUGCCCGUCUCCUCUGGGGGCUUCGGCUACGGCCUUGGCAACGGCUUCGGAGGCCUGGGUUGCUACGGUAGUGGAAGGGGCUGCAACAUCUGCUAA